UUGAACAAGGAAUCAUAUUACUGCAAGAACUUUUCUGAAACAAAGAAGAAACAUUGAACAAAUGGGGAAUUAUAAAUCUAGACCAACCCAAACUUGCACUGAUGAAUGGAAGAAGAAAGUUAGUGAAUCAUAUGCUAUAAUCAUAGAGAGAUUAGAAGAUGACUUGAAGAUCAAAGAGAAGGAGCUAACAGAACUGAAGCAUGUCUUUAGCUCUGAUGAAGCCUUCAGCAAAGUCAAUUUAAAUUAUCGCACGGAAAAUGGGUUGUCUCUUCUUCAUUUAUGUUGUAUUUGUGGGGGUAACAAAUCACAUAUCCGAACUCUUAUGCUAAAAGGGUUGCGCCCAUCCAGGUUAACAAGAAAUGGAUUUACAGCUCUACAUUUGGCAGCUUACAAGGACAAUGCAGAACUUUUAACAGCACUGAUGCAUGGUGGAGCUGAUAUUCAGCAAGUUGGAUAUGGAGCACUUACUGCCCUUCAUAUUGCUACAAUAGCUGGUCAUCAUGAGGCUGUUGAUAUUCUCUUGCAGCAUGGAGCUUAUGUCAAUGUUCAAGAUGCAGUUUUCUUCACCCCGUUACACAUUGCAGCAUACUAUGGACAUGAACAGGUAACACGCCUCUUGCUGAAGUUUGGUGCUGAUGUGAAUGCAACUGGGGAAGUUGGAGACAGGCCACUCCAUUUAGCUUCUGCCAAAGGGUUUCUUAAUAUUACAAAUCUCUUGAUGGAAGAGGGAAGCAAGGCAGAUGUAAAUGCACAGGACAAUGAAGAUCAUGUACCUCUUCACUUCUGCUGUCGAUUUGGACACCAUGAAAUAGUCAAGUUCCUGCUCCAAAGCAAUUUUGAAGUUCAGCCCCAUGUAGUUAAUAUUUAUGGGGAUACACCAUUACAUCUUGCUUGUUACAAUGGAAAAUUUGAAGUUGUCAAGGAAAUAAUUCAUCUGUCAGGAACAGAAAGCCUGACUAAGGAAAAUAUAUUCAGUGAAACAGCUUUUCACAGUGCUUGUACCUAUGGUAAGAACAUAGAACUUGUAAAAUUUCUUCUCGAUCAGAAUGUUAUAAGUAUCAAUCAUCAAGGAAGAGAUGGGCAUACAGGAUUGCACUGUGCUUGCUACCAUGGUCACAUUCGUCUAGUACAGUUUUUACUGGAUAAUGGAGCUGAUAUGAAUCUGGUAGCCUGUGAUCCUAGCAGGUCUAGUGGAGAAAAAGAUGAGCAAACCUGUUUGAUGUGGGCUUAUGAGAAAGGACAUGAUGCCAUUGUGACCCUUUUGAAGCAUUAUAAAAGACCCCAGGAUGAGUCACCUUGUAAUGAAUACUCCCAGCCUGGAGGAGAUGGUUCCUACGUUUCUGUUCCAUCCCCUCUAGGGAAGAUUAAAAGCAUGACUAAAGAAAAGGCAGAUGUUCUUCUCCUCCGUGCAGGUUUACCAUCCCAUUUCCAUCUUCAGCUCUCUGAAAUAGAGUUCCAUGAGAUUAUUGGCUCAGGGUCGUUUGGAAAAGUCUAUAAAGGGCGAUGCAGAAAUAAAAUAGUAGCAAUCAAACGCUACCGAGCCAAUACCUACUGUUCCAAAUCGGAUGUAGACAUGUUUUGCCGUGAAGUUUCUAUUCUCUGCCGACUCAAUCAUCCUUGUGUCAUCCAGUUCGUUGGUGCUUGCUUAGAUGACCCAAGUCAAUUUGCUAUAGUUACACAAUAUAUUUCUGGAGGAUCACUUUUUUCCCUACUACACGAACAGAAGAGGAAUCUUGACUUGCAGUCUAAAUUAAUCAUUGCUGUAGAUGUUGCCAAAGGUAUGGAGUAUCUUCAUAAUCUUACACAACCAAUCAUACAUCGUGACUUGAACAGUCACAAUAUUCUUCUCUAUGAGGAUGGUCAUGCUGUUGUUGCUGACUUUGGAGAAUCAAGAUUUUUGCAGUCCUUGGACGAAGACAAUAUGACAAAACAACCUGGGAACCUACGCUGGAUGGCCCCUGAGGUAUUCACUCAGUGUACAAGAUAUACAAUAAAAGCUGAUGUUUUCAGUUAUGCUUUGUGUCUCUGGGAAUUGCUAACAGGUGAAAUACCAUUUGCACACCUUAAACCAGCUGCUGCUGCAGCAGAUAUGGCCUACCAUCACAUCAGACCUCCAAUAGGGUAUUCAAUUCCCAAGCCCAUAUCAUCAUUGUUAAUGAGGGGCUGGAAUGUGUGUCCUGAGGGAAGACCAGAAUUUUCUGAAGUAGUCACCAAGCUAGAAGAAUGUCUUUGCAAUAUCGAGCUGAUGUCUCCAGCCUCCAGCAACAGCAGUGGCUCUCUCUCUCCUUCCUCUUCUUCGGACUGCCUUGUGGCACGAGGUGGCCCUGGCCGCAGUCAUGUUGCAGCUUUACGUAGCCGCUUUGAGUUGGAAUAUGCCUUGAAUGCAAGAGCUUAUGCUGUUUGGUCACAAAGUGCUGGGCAACACCCCUCUCAAGGCCUGUCACUGGAUGACAUGAGGAGGAAUUUCCAGUACCCACCAAUUGACAAAAAUGGUUACGUGUCUGAUCCCAUGAGUACUAUGCGAUUUCAUUCCUGCAGUCAUAGUGGCAGCUUUGAAGAAAGCAGCUGACAGAGUAAACCAUCUACCUGAAGAGAGAUUCCCCAUAAACAACAAUUGAUAGCAACAAUUCUUACUAUGUCAGCACCGCUCCCACUCAUCAUAUGUUACACCAGAGAUCCCUAAGUUGGAGUGUUUAUUUACUGAUGAUGAACAUUUCUAUCUUAAAUUGUGCUGUAACCUUUUUUUCCUGCUGACAUACUUGCAGUUUCAUGAUGGAACACACCUGUCUUUCCUCGAUAAAAGCAAAUGUCCACAAAGAAUGCUGUUCCUUAAACCAGAACAUUAAUCAUCUGAGAAGAGGUUAACGUAAAAAAAUAAUAAUAACGAUAAUUUAAAGUUAUAGGAUUGUAAGGCAGGGGGCUUAGCCUGAGACUGCAGCAAAGCUUGUUGAAUGAUCAAGCCCUUCCCAACUAGUACAUGCAAAGUAACAACAAACCCAACAAAUCACAGUGAAUGAACAGCUUAUCAUUUCCUGAACCAAUUCAGCGUACAACACAACUGUGGUUCUGAUUGCUCUGUUGUUCUAAUUCCUAGCUUUGAAGCACUGCCUAGAUUUCCUUUUGGAGCCUAUAUGCAGGAAUUUCCACUUCUCCAGCCUCCCAGUCCCUGAAUCAGACUGCUGUAGCUGGCUAGUUCCUUGUUCCUGCAGUUCUGCUCAACGCCCCCAGUCCCCGAAUGCUUUUACCUACAUUAUCCGAGAUGCUUAGUUGACCAUACUAAUAGGCUUUUGAACAUUUUUCUCUUCAUUUCUGUUCUUUGUUGCAGGUUGCAUCCCCUUCCCUACACAAAUUACAUAGAAAUGCUCUCUAGUUCAGUUAUCUUACGUUCAAAGAAAAACAGAAACCAACUUUAAGAUAGAAAGUAAGAAAACAAGUCCCAAAUCAUGUAAGUUUAAUGUUGCCAGAUGGAAUUGUUGUCUCACAAAUAUAAUAACCUAAAAGCAAUACAACAGGUUACACUUUUUUCUCUGCAAAAGCAAAACUACUGGAUGGUGCCAUCUAGUGACUAAAACAUGCACAUCAUUGUAUUAGGCUUCCAGAUUUUUCACAGAAACUAUUUCCAUUAUUAAAUUCUGUGACAGAAACUUUAAUUACUGGAAAUCAAAAAGAAGAGGAAAAAAAGCUUGAGCUAUGUUUCUGGAACCUAAAGCAAAGUUAAUUAUGCUAUUAAUUAUUCUGUAUUUUUUUGGAAAAUAGCAAAAUGUAUUAGAGCUAGAUGCUGUUGUAAUAUUAUUUCCUAACUGCUUUUGAGCUGCCAGCUAGGCUAAGAAGAAACCUUGUACUCAAGACUUGUAUGCAUUUGCUUCUGAGAAUAUUACUCAGUAUGCUGAUUUCUCCUGGCUAUUGUUCUUGACUGAGCUCGCUGAGUAGAUACUGUAGCGUGCGAUAGCAUUUGAACUACAAAAAUGUAAUAUAUUUUAUGGACUCAAGUCUACCAUGGUGUUAAUUUCAGGAUCCUGUAGCAAUAAAAAAGGGGGAAGGUUUCAGUUGGAUAGGUUAGCAGAUGCCACACUGUUUUAUUUCAGUCAUCCGAGGUAUUCUGCGGGAAAACAAAAGUGGCAGAGCGCCGCUCCCUUGCUGUCAACCCGAAGGCAGCACCUGGGCAGCCUCUCUGGUUUUCAAAAGGCUGCACUUCCAUUUACAGAAACAAACCACUUAAGCAAAUGCAAAUGUUAUGAUUAACGGGGCAUCUUCAGGAGUUGGCUUGCCAGGAACAAAACUUGUCCAAAUAACAUUUCCCUCCACACAGAGCAGAAAGAAAGCUCCCCUCCCAGAACAAGAGCCCUACAACCCACAGGGCCUCCCUCUCCAAGCAUCUGGUCCUCCCAUCCCACACAUCCCGCACACCCCAUCCAGCAAGUCGUGGCAGCAGCUUUUUGCUCAGAACUUCCCACCAUAAGGCAAGAUGGCAUUAUUUGAGUGGUAAUUCCUGUGGUCCCAUGAAGGAUCACACUAAGCCAAAAUGAAGUUUAGGUUCACGAGUGACACCAUGUCCUUGGUUCCUACUGAAAAUAAUACAUGUUUUUAUGUUGAUUUCCAGAAGCAAGCUCUACAAAACCCCACUCUCACUGUUUAACACUUUUUGAAGACAUUUUUUUUUCUAAGCAAAAACCAGAAUGCUCCCACUUUCUUUUAAAUCAUUAAGUAGCCUCCAGAUCCUUCUGAUGUCAGCCAGCAUGCAUUACAUCUGCUGUGUCUCAACUGAGUCAGAGCCAGUUCUUUUGAAAGGAGAUUGCUAUCUUACUCUGGCACUAGGAAAACCACACAAUGCGGGAAUAUCAGUCCUAUGGAAAGGAGAGGGGAAUGCUGUCAGUGCCACAUUACCAUUGCUGCCCAAAUGGUCAUCAAGCUGAACUGCAGCAGUGGCAGCAUAAAACACUGCACAACCACCCCCUCCACCCCGUGUGUGACUCAAAAAGUGAAUGUUUGCUCUGGACUGUCCAACAAAGGAAAUAAUGAACUAAGUGAGGACCCACCCACCUCCAUCUCUUCAGCCUUAGCGAUGAGUCAAUGCCAUUGUGUGGGCAAUGCUGUAUAAGAUUACUAAUCAAAAGAGCACCAAGUCUUCAGUCUUGACUAUUGCAAGAAAGCUAUCAUUAAUAAUCAUUGCUAAAGGUUCUGCAACCAGCUACUAGCUUUGUUAUUGUACAAAGGCUUGUUGAAACCAGAAAUCUUCCCACUAUUGCUGAAGAGCUAGUGCAGCUUUGUUUGGAGCAGGUUGAGAGAGCACAAUGGUAAAAACUCAUGUGUGUGCUCUCUACCAGAUCCUAAGGCAGUACAAAAAAGGGGUGCAAAUGACUGGCAAUACCAAUGCAAAAAAUUGUUUAAGCAUAUGCAAAGCACAUUGUGAUCUGUUAGGUAUCUUUUGUGAGAGGAGUUGGAAGUAGAAAUCAUUGGCCAAAUCCAGAUGAGUGGAGCCAUGCGGUGUGGCGCUGUAGACACGUCUGCAGGGCUAUGUACCACAUGUUCAGUUGUUCUCCAUGCUGCAAAGGGUUGGGGGCGGUUGACCUCUGGAUAUACAUGGGUCAAAAAAAUGUGUGGGGAAAUAAAAGUGGGAUGGCACACACAGGGGCAGUGUGUGCCGCCCAAAACCGGAGCCUGGCCAGCCAGAGCUGCACUCUGGCUGCUGGCCAAGCUUUGCGUAGCCCCAGGAGGCCUCCAGGACCACAGGUAAUGCUGCUGGCCCCAGCCUCCCCUACCCCACCCACAGUAACCUGCCACACGCCAAAGGGUGUGUGGCACAGGUGUUCCCCGGGGACAACUAGCAGUGGCACAAGGUGUCCCUGGGGAGCUAAACAUCCACGUGUGCUAGGUGUCCCUGAGGAACCAAAUAUCCAUGUGUGGAUGCAGACAUUUACUACAUCCAGUUCCUGCAAGCUGCCAACGCUUUUAAAUAGGGUUGACAAGCCAAUCAAUUGACCAGUCAAAUACAGUCACUUGACAGGUCAAUUGACUACAUGUUAUUUGACUUGUCAAAGAUUAUAGCAACUUUACCAAAAACUACAUUAUUUUUGUAGUUUUCUUGACAGACAUAUUAUUGUUAUUGUUUUUUGACACAUUUCUUAAUGGAAAAUUUAUGCUUCUGUUUAUUAUCUGGACCUAUUGGCAAUUUUUUACAAUUUUUGACUGAUAUUUGACUGGUCAACUGACACCCCUCCCCCCACCAUCCAUUUCUAGACUGUCCGUUCACUUGCAACAAUGUGCAAAAGUGCCAUACCUGCAAACACUGUCUUAUUUCUGGCAGCCCCUUCUGUUUAUGGCACUAACCAAAAAUCAAAUGGGGUAAAUUUCAUAAUUUAUUUUCAUCAGGCCAUUGAAACAGCAAGGAAAAAACAAAAAUCCAGUUCCAGGACAACUAUUCAGGACACCAUUCAAUGGGGUAUUCAUAUGCAUAUAUAACUGUUCUAAUAGGACCAUAGUUGGCUAAAGUCCUUGCCAGGUGCUAGAGCUGAUCCACUUUACUUUUAUUUAGUUAACCCAGGUAAAAGGGAUCAAAGAGGAUUCUUCGUUCUUUGGGUCAUGAAUAAUACAAAAACAAACAAACAAAAAUAAAUCCCAAACCCCACAACCUUUUCAGCCUAGGUUUUGCAAUUUUUCCCCCAUGCUCAUCCUUUCUAAGGCCCUCUCUCUGGACAGAAAUACAAUCUCAGCCCAAGUGUUAUACUACAAGCCAAGAUUCCACUUUGACUUUCACUCUUUCCUUUUACUGGAAUGAGCUACUUUUGUUUCUGUGAAAAAGUAGCAGCAUUUCAUAAAGUGAAUACAAAGAAAAAGAAAAUGAUUCUCUUGGGGACACUGACUAAUGAAAGACCAAUGUUUGAUUAUACAGUAUAAGUGAUGAGGAUCAUUUUAGGCAUGAGCUAAACCUAGGAAUUAGGGCAGAAGAGAGAUUGGUUGUAGUCCUUUGAGAAGUCAGAAAGAUGUUUUGACUAUCAUUAUUGAUGGGAUAAGACAGUAAAUGAAUCUGUGGUUACAACUGAAAUUCAGCUCCUUUGUUUAUUAGUUUCCCUUUAGAUGUGAAAGUUUUCACAAAUCAUCACUAUAAUACCGUAUUUUUCCUAGCUUAAGAAAAUGCUUGCUGACCAUCCUUUAAUAUAGCAGCUCCAUUUGAAAGCAGGAAAUAAAUCCAGUUUAGAAACAGAAAGCAUAUACCAAGGAGAAUGGACUUUGAUUAUUUUUAAUAGCCCUAAAUGACUGUUAAUAUGUGUCCUAUCAUACUACAUUUGUUACCACUUUUCCAUAAUGUAUCAUUUGUAGACACUAGCCAGUGUCAGAAAAUAGUGUCAAAAUCUCUUAAAUGAAAGCUUGCAAUAGUUUGAAAUGCAAAGCAUUAGACAAGUCCUACCAGUUAAAUCCUUGCAAAGCAAACAAUUUUUACCAGUAAUUAAAAUAACUAGCUACUUGAAGAAAACAAUGUCUGUUUUAAUUGGUCUCCAUAGAAAAAUGUUAGGCCUUAGGGGGAAAACAUGUUUCAUAGAAGUGAUCAGUUAUUAAUACAAAUGGAAAUUCUGCAAAAUGUAAAUUACCAAUGAGAACAAGCUCCAAAAUUAUUUGCUGAGACUAAUUUAGUAUAUUGAUUUCCCAGGGAGAGCCAAGGAAUCCAGUGCAAUGAAAUAUUUAUAAAGGAUGAGACCCCGCUAAAAUGAACUAUCUUGUUUUUAAGAAUAUGUAGCUGCAGUAAUAUUCCUGAUUAUUUUUUGUGUAACAAUCAACUACUUAAUAGAAGAUCUACAUUAAAAACAAAGUCACCUACCAUACAAGGACUUAUCACAAAGUGCAAGCCAGAAAUACUCUUUUUACUGUAAGCACUGUACAUAUUCCAAGUAAAGGUCCAAAUGGAGUCACGGCCUACAACAUGCUGCUUGGGCUGAGAUUUUAUUUCUGCCCUGGCAUGAGAUGUAGCUUGACCGACGAAAAAAGUGGCCCUUAAAGAAAGUGAAUAAGGGGGAGGAAGAUUUUAAAAAAUACUGAAAAGAGGUAAAGAAGUUUGUUUUUUCCCACUGAAUGAUUCAUAGCUUAAAGGACCAUCAAUUGUUUUUACUGAUUUCAGACAACUCUGUUUCUGUCAUCUGAAAAGGUAGUAGUGCAGAAACAUAGCAAAAUUGAGAUUGCCAUAUUAUGCUCAUAUUUCUCAAAUCAUAGGCUUCUUGUACUCUGCAGGAGCUAGAUUUCAGACAAGUUUUUCAUAUAGAAUGUAUAAUUUAAAGCUUUUUUUUAAACACUAUUGAAUUUCAUUUAUUUAAUCUAUUGAAUGUCAGAUUUUGACUUUCAACUAGGUAAGCUAAUAAUAAAUAUGAGAUACAACAGUUACUGUCCUUUAACAUGCCAUAGAGAACAUUUAAUGGUUUAGAGAGAAGAAAAGUCAUUUAUGAUGAGCCAUAAAUUAUUUUUGCCACUGGCAACAUAAUUAUAUUGUUUAUCUUGCAUACGCUUAAUUUAAUAAUGAGUCUUUUUUGUACGUAUCUUUUGUCCCCUCUUCCAAUUUCUUCCAUUUUCAGUAGUUUUGUUUCUUAACAAACUUCAUCUUCCUAAAUUACAGGAGUAUUUACCAGACAUACCAAUAAAGCCAGUGGAGCAGGUUAAAAAAAUGUAUCAAAUACUAAACUGCUAGUUUCAUCUUGACCCAAGUUGUCACCCAAAAUUUAACUCAACUUCUCUUGUUAGUUUAGAAAUGCUUUGGGUAGGGUUGUCUCUUAGUAAAGGCACCACACUAAUGAGCAUUAGAUAGCCAGGCAGCCAGAAACUAGAGGAUUUCAUUGGUUAAGUCAGAACUUAGAAACUGUAAAAGUGUGUUUGGGGAUGUUACUUUAUAUUAUAAUGAUUUGAUAGUUGCACCUUAGUUUGUGAAAUAUGGCACUUGGUUAAAUAUAAUUGUUUAAAACUGAUAAUCAAGGAGUCUUUUGCCAUAUGUUAACAAUUGUAUGUAAUAAUGUAUAAUUCAUCAUCUUAAUUGCUAAAAAAUAAGAGAGUCAGAAAUAACAUUGCUAAGUAUUUUAUUUCAAUAAUAAAAUGUUUGUU
Molecule: messenger RNA, 9078 nt
Organism: Alligator mississippiensis (American alligator)
Lineage: Eukaryota; Metazoa; Chordata; Crocodylia; Alligatoridae
Gene: TNNI3K
Product: TNNI3 interacting kinase
Exons: 25
Coding region: 62-2569 (835 amino acids)
Biological process (GO): protein phosphorylation; protein localization to ciliary inversin compartment
Cellular component (GO): ciliary inversin compartment
Molecular function (GO): ATP binding; protein binding; protein kinase activity
Source: RefSeq, a predicted model, not a curated record